Molecule: messenger RNA, 1647 nt
Organism: Alternaria atra
Lineage: Eukaryota; Fungi; Ascomycota; Dothideomycetes; Pleosporales; Pleosporaceae
Exons: 3
Coding region: 1-1647 (548 amino acids)
Biological process (GO): proteolysis
Molecular function (GO): dipeptidyl-peptidase activity; serine-type exopeptidase activity
Source: RefSeq, a predicted model, not a curated record
AUGCGCUUCUCAAUUGCUGUCGCAGCGGUCCUGGGUAGCCUUCAGGCUGCUUCUGCACUAAAGCUCUCGCCGAGAAAUGCCGUUGAGAGGGAAGAGCAGGUGCACGCUGCACAGACGCGACGCAGCCUCGCCAAACGCGAAGACACUGACCCUACGCUGCUGUACCCUGAGUACAACAUCUCAGUGCCCGUCGACUUUUACCACAAUGAGACACGUUACGAGCCUCACAGCAAUGACUCCUUCAACUUGAGGUACUGGUUUGACGACACAUAUUACAAGCCUGGCGGACCGGUCUUUGUUCUUCUUGGUGGAGAGACUGACGGAGAGGGUCGCCUCACGUUCCUCCAAAAGGGAAUUGUUCACCAGGUCAUCAAGGCUACCAAUGGUCUUGGUGUCAUUCUUGAGCAUCGUUACUAUGGAAAAUCCUUCCCAGUGCCCGAUUUGACGACUAAGAACAUGCGGUUCUUGUCGACUGAGCAGGCGCUUGCUGAUGUUGACUACUUUGCGCGAAACGUGCAAUUCGAGGGCAUUGAUGCGGAUUUAACUGCUCCCAGUACCCCAUGGGUUGUUUACGGUGGUUCAUACGCUGGAGCGCAGGCUGCAUUCUUGCGAGUUGUGUACCCGGAGACUUUCUGGGGCGCUAUCUCCUCUUCCGGUGUGACUGUCGCAAUUUACGACUACUGGCAGUACUUCGAGCCCGCCAGGCUGUACGGGCCCCCCGAUUGCAUGAAGAACACGCAGCUUCUAAUCGAUGUGGUUGAUGGUAUUCUUAUCCGCCAGAACGACACCUCCAAGGUUCAGGCACUCAAAGAUGUCUUUGGUAUGGGCGAUGUUACAGACAACCGUGACUUCGCUGGCCAGAUUACUGGUGUAUACGGUCUUCAGAGCACCAACUGGGACCCUGAGGAGAACUCGCCUUCCUGGUUCAACUACUGCCAAAACAUCACAGCAGAUGAGCCCACAGGCGAGAACCUUCGCCCGGCUGUUGCUGAACUCGUCUCAGCAGCUGGCUACACCAACGAUACCGUCGUGCAGAACAUCACACUCAACGCUAUUGCUUGGCUCAACAGCACUGCGCUCGCUGGAUGGCGCCGCUCGAACAGGACUCAGGAUUCAUACUUCACCACACUCAAUGCCACUGCUCUCCAACAGUACACUUCCCUUGAAGAUUACGGCGCAACGAGCUGGAGCUACCAGGUCUGCACCGAGUGGGGAUACAUCCAAACCGGAAACACACCGGCUGACAUCAUGCCCCUCAUCUCCCGUACUCUCGAUGUCGAGUACCUGACCUUCUUCUGCCGCGCACAGUUCGGCAUCGAGCACCCUCCGGAGAUUGAGCGCGUCAACAAGUACGGCAACUACAGCAUUGACUAUGAGCGUCUUGCCCAUAUCGGAGGUAACGCUGAUCCAUGGAGGCCUGCUACCCCGCUAUGGUACCCAGAGAGCAGGAACGACACUGUGGAUCGCCCGUGGCAUCUGAUCAGCCAUGGUGUGCACCACUGGGAGGAGAACGGUAUCUUUGAGAACCAGACAACCCCCGAUCUGCCACCACCGCAGGUCGUGUAUGCCCAGCAGUACUUGAAGAACUUUGUUGUUGACUGGCUAGAGGAAUUUGAGGCCCAGAAGCAACAUUCUGAGUUGCGCUAA